Chanos chanos (milkfish) is the source of this 1099-nucleotide messenger RNA. It is a transcript of the gene aqp12, whose product is annotated as aquaporin 12. Gene Ontology annotation, molecular function: channel activity. Gene Ontology annotation, biological process: transmembrane transport. Bases 34 to 885 code for a protein of 283 amino acids. Lineage: Eukaryota; Metazoa; Chordata; Actinopteri; Gonorynchiformes; Chanidae. The record is from RefSeq and is a predicted model, not a curated record. Gene Ontology annotation, cellular component: membrane; cytoplasm. The transcript is spliced from 3 exons.
UUGUGCACUCCGCUUCCAUAAACACCAGUCACCAUGUCAGGACUAAACAUCUCCUUAGGCUAUUUUAUUAGCAUGGUGCUUCUGUGUGUAGCCACCAGGAUCCUAUUUACACGUUGGUGGAGGCGAUGGGAUUUCUUAGCAGAGUUUUUUGCGGCUUUUGCGAUCGCUGCCUGUCGACUGGAGGUGCAGACCAUUGCAGAGGUGGGCCAGUGGGCCAGCGGACUGGGUCGGGAUGUCACGCUCACCAUGCUUUUUGUUGCUCUGGUGGUCCAUGGUUCCAUUUUGGAGAGAUUCACCGGGAACCCGUCCGUCACACUAAUGCGGUUCCUGCAGCGUGACGCUGGCGUCCUAUCUGUCAUUUUGGGUGUCUCUGGACAGUUGCUCGGUGCCCAUCUUGCCCUGCUUCUAACCGAACUGUACUGGGGGAUGGAGCUAACAGACAUGCAUUUGAUUAAGAACCUGAUGGCAUCUGAGUGUACCCCAUCACUGAAGACCACACUGCUGCAGGGGACUUUUGCAGAAGCUGUGAGCGCAUUGGCUUUUCACCUGAUUGACCUCGGUCUACAGCACAGGUCACAGCUGCUGAGGGUUCCUCUUCUGGCUCUCACACUCUCUUUCCUCGCCCAUGUUGCAACUGAGUACACUGCUGGCUAUGCAAACCCCUCCAUUGCCUAUGCACUGACUUUCUCCUGCCCUGGGUUUAGCUUUUCACAAUAUGCCCUGGUCUAUUGGUUUGGGCCUCUCUUAGGUAUGACUCUCGCCCUGUUCCUGUAUAUGGGCCACAUACCACUGCUGUUCAGUAGGAAUCUGCUCUACACACAGAAGUCCCGUUUCCGCGUGCCAAAGGGAAAGAGCUCCGGAGAGAAAGAGAAGAAAACCAAGUGAAAGAAAGAGUCUGUGCACAACAAAAGAAUGAGCAUGUCACAAAGAGACAGAAAGGACGUACAGCUUUGGGGGUUUUUUUAUGACUUUCUUCCAUUUCUCUCCCUUUAAAAUCAGUAAAUAAGUUUUCAAGAAUCAGUAAAAUAUGUUUGUAUUAACAACUGUAAUAACAUUUGGAUGCAAAAAAGGAAAAAGUGGAUCCAAUAAACUCUUUUGG